Penicillium taxi is the source of this 1449-nucleotide messenger RNA. RefSeq names its product FKBP-type peptidyl-prolyl cis-trans isomerase. Gene Ontology annotation, molecular function: peptidyl-prolyl cis-trans isomerase activity; macrolide binding. Gene Ontology annotation, cellular component: nucleolus; chromatin. The record is from RefSeq and is a predicted model, not a curated record. The transcript is spliced from 3 exons. NCBI's taxonomy places the organism in Eukaryota, Fungi, Ascomycota, Eurotiomycetes, Eurotiales, Aspergillaceae. The coding region runs from base 1 to 1449 and encodes 482 amino acids.
AUGUCUGCCGUUCAGCCUGUCGCAGUCUAUGCCCUUCGGGUCCCAGCUGGUGCUAUGGUUGAGGCCGUUCCCAAUGCCUCCGCUUCGUUCCGCAUCACCAUGGCUGCCAUCGACCCCGAUGAAGCCCCGGAGUAUGAGGAUGAUGAUGACACCAGCAAGCCUUCCCGGGCAACCCUGAAGAUUGUCCGUCCUCCUCCCGGUAUGGAUUUGGAUGACGAAGAUGAUGAGGACUACAGUGACGAGGAAGAUGACGAGGAAGACUCUGAUGACGAGGAGGUCAACGGCGGCCCCAGCGACAAGGAGAAGAUCCGCAAGCUCAGAAUGGCUGCUGCCCAAAAAGAGCUGGAAGAUGCCAUGGAGGAGGAUGAUGAUGAGGAUGAUGAUGAGGAGGAGGGUGGUUUUGAUCUGAAGGCUGCUAUUUCCAAGCUUAUCAAGGGCAAGGCCCCUCUUGGCGACGAUGAGGACGAUGAGGACGACGAGUCCGAAGAGGGUCUGGAACUCGAUGAGAACGUCGUCUGCACCCUGAGCGCCGACAAGAACUUCCAACAGCCUCUUGACAUCACCAUCUGCGAGGGUGAACGUGUUUUCUUCAAGGUCACUGGUAACCAGAGCGUUUUCAUUACUGGAAACUACGUCAUCAGCCUUGAUGAGCACGAUCAUGACCAUGACCAUGAUGAUGAUGAUGAGGAGGAUGAUGAAUACGACCUGUCUCCCGAUGAGGAGGAGCUUGACAUGGAGCAGCUCCUCGCUAUGGACCAGGACAGCGACGACCUUGACGACAUUGAAGACCCCCGCAUCACUGAAGUCGACAGCGAUGAGGAGGAGGCUCCCAAGCUGGUUGAGGCCAAGACCAAGAAGGGCAAGAACAAGCGUGCUGCCGAAGAGGGUCUCGAUGAUUUGAUGGCCAAGAGUGCCAAGGGCAAGGCUGCCAAAGAGGAACCCGCUCUCACCAAGGCCCAGCAGAAGAAGCUCAAGAAGAACAACGGUGACGCUGCCGCUACAGCUGCUGCCGCCGUUGAGACCAAGAAGGAUGUCAAGAGCGACAAGAAGGUUCAGUUCGCCAAGAACCUCGAGCAGGGCCCUACCCCCUCUGCCGAGAAGCCUACUGGCACUCUCGGUGUCAAGGAGGUCAAGGGUGUCAAGCUUGAUGACAAGAAGCUCGGCCAGGGCCGUGCUGCCAAGCAUGGUAACACUGUCUCCAUGCGAUACAUUGGUAAGCUUGAGAACGGCUCUAUUUUUGACUCCAACAAGAAGGGUAAGCCCUUCUCCUUCAAGCUCGGAAAGGGUGAGGUCAUCAAGGGUUGGGACAUUGGUAUUGCCGGUAUGGCCGCUGGUGGUGAGCGUCGCUUGACUAUCCCUGCUGCUCUCGCCUACGGCAAGAAGGCUUUGCCGGGUAUCCCCGCCCACUCCAAGCUUAUCUUCGAUGUCAAGCUGCUUGAGAUCAAGUAA